UAAUGCGAGGAUAGUGUUAAGACCAUGCAAGCAUCCUUAUCUGUAGAUGCAAUGUAAUCAUUUUUUUGUGAACGGAAUGUAACCAAAAUGCAAUUUUAAUAAAUCAUUUAUUAUUAUUUCAUACUGAAGCCUAAUAUGUGAUCACAUGAAAUUAUCAUUAUCUGUUUUCUGGUUUUUUUUCCCCUCUUGUUUUCACAACUGGGGCGGAAACGAUGAUGCGUGCUUGAGGGAUAGUAGCAAACGCAGCUCGACGUGCAGUCAGUACUGGUUCUCCUCUAAACUGGUCUGUUCCUGUCUGCUUCGAUGACUCGGUUAUUUCGUUCAUUUUUAGACUGACUGUUGGUUAUGAUGCUGGCGUCAUGAUGGAUAAUAACAAAGAGGUCUGCAGCAGCACGUCGGGACUGCAGCAUCAGUACAGAAGCGGCUGAUAUUUGCCAUAGCGACAGCUAGAAGCUAGUGCACUCCCGAGUCACUUUUACUCCAGAAUGCAGAAGUGUAGGGUUGCUGCUGCUAUAUCCAGCUACAGCCCCGCAGCUGCAGCACUUUCAAAACUGCAGCCACAGAACUGGAAGUGAGGGGCGGAGUUAUUGACUACGAGAGAGCACGAGACAUAUAAGGAUUCAGAGAGGUGACACAUUACCUGAGCUGCAGCAGUGCAACAAGUGUUACAGCAAUUACACUUGUGAGCCAUUGAAAUAUAUUGACGGCGCGGACUGCGGAGAUGUUUGGAACCAGUAAGAGCUCCAUGAACCACGUGACCGCGUGGCGGCGAGAUCAAAGCGUGUGGCAACGGUUUCUUAACGGCUCUGACAGAAGCAGAGCGCGAAGUCAGGUCAGUUAACGUUGAAAGAGAGCGAGAAUGCAGUAAUGGCCAGCCAUGAUCAGCUGUAGUGCUGGACAGGAGGAUGAGAGAAAGGAAACCAUGGAGAAAUACCUUCCCAAAUAUGUCCCAUUCUUCACUCUGCUGGCUCUGUCAGGACUCUUAUUCCUGCUGUGGAAUAUCACCUCAUUGGAAAGUUGGAACUGUCAGACAGUAUCUACCUUCUAUCAGCUUCAGAAUAGCAUCCAAUCAGUCUUGAAGAACUCUGAUUUUUUUCCACCGGUAGAGUUAAACUACUCAUUCUGUGCCCACCUCGGCCAGGAGCCCACUGCAGAUGAAGCCAGGGAGGAGAGCUUUCUUCUCAAAUCCAUUGCCUGGCCAGAACCAUCGGUCCUAGGACUGCCAUUGCGUCAAAGUAGUGAUCCUGCACAGAGCUAUUAUACAAUCCAAGACCCUGGAGAUCUGCAGGUGGGUGGGCAGCUGGUGGUGAAGGUACAGAUGCACAACUUUUUGGAUCAGCCCAAAAAAUACGGAGGAGACUUCCUAGUUGCGCGACUUCACACGCCAGAACUGGCAGCAGGUGUGGUUGGCCAGGUACACGACCACAACAAAGGAAACUACACUGUAUUUUUUCCUCUGCUUUGGGCAGGUGUUGCCCAGGUGGAACUGACAAUGAUUCACUCCAGCGAAGCUGUGAUGGUCCUCAGGCGAUUGAGAGAGGAACAAUCGGACCGAGUGUUCUUCAAGAGCCUCUUCCGCUCAGGGUACCUUUCUGAGACCACUUUGUGUAACAUGUGUCUGCCGCACAAAAAGCAGCCGCUUUGCAACUACACAGACCCCCAGACCGGAGAACCCUGGUUCUGUUAUAAGCCCAAGAUGUUAGACUGUGAUACACGGAUUAACCACUCAAAAGGAGGGUAUAAGAAAAACCUUCUCACUGUUUAUGAGUCACAGUUCUUCCAAAGUGGAGUAAAUAUCAAAAUUCCAAUAAAUUCUGCAGGGGUGGACAAUGUGACUGUUCAACCUGCUAAAGUACGAACCAAAGGGAUGCACCUUGAAUUCACUCCUUCAGGGUACUACUACCAGGGAUCAUGGAGGCCGUUGAGUGGUGUAGUCAUGCGUCAGUUCAGUGCCUCUUCGGUCAUAACACAGUGUCUUCAAGGGAAAAUGGUGUACAUGUAUGGAGACUCCACUGUGCGACAGUUGUACGAGUAUCUCAUUGCCCAUGUUCCAGAGUUUAAGGAAUUCAACUUUCAUAGCCCGAAGAAUGUUGGCCCAUACAUGGCAGUGGACAGCAAGCACAACAUACUGUUGAGAUACCGCUGCCACGGGCCACCGAUCCGCUUCACGUCUGUGUUCUCGGCUGAGAUGCACUACAUCUCAAAUGAGCUGGAUGGCUUACGAGGAGGCUCGGACACGGUGGUUGUGAUUAGCAUCUGGGCACAUUUUAGCACUUUCCCAGUACAAGUGUACAUACGGCGCCUGCGCCACAUCCGCAGGGCAGUGAUCCGACUGCUGAACCGAGAACCAGCGACUUUGGUGUUGAUCCGCACAGCCAACCUCCAAAAACUGGACCCGGAGUCCAGCUUGUUCAACAGCGACUGGUUCUCCCAACAGCUUGAUGCAGUGCUCCGAGCCAUGUUUAAGCAUCUAAACGUCCAUCUGGUGGACGCCUGGGAGAUGACACUCGCCCACCAUCAUCCUCAUCAGCUACACCCUCCACCUGACAUUAUAUCAAACAUGGUUAACUUCAUUCUUUCACUCAUCUGCCCAGUGAGGAGAAAGAAAAGGCAGGGCUAAACUACUCAAGCAGUAUUUGUGGGUUAGGAACUGGUGAGACUUAACGUUAAUCAUCCAUACCUUUGUCUUUGGGAUCAGCUUUUUUGCUAUCUUUUCAGCUGUUAUUUGCUAUCUGUUUUUAAGAGAUUACCAUACAAAUGAGUCCAAAACAAAACUGAACCCCGUUAGAGACAUUUUUAAAUAAUCUUCUUACGUGUUCCACGGGAGAAAGUCAGUCAUACAGGGUGGGAAUGACACGUGGGUGAGUUAAUGAUUACAGGAUUUUAAUUUUUUGGAUAAACUAUUCCUUUAGGGAAAAAAGCCAUCAACCUCAAGGCUGCAACUGUAAAUUAUUAUUGAAAAAUUUUAAGUUAUGUAUAAAGAAAAAUAAGAAUUACAGAAGAAUAAUUACUAUUACAGAAGUUAUAUGAGAGCAUUAAGAACUAUGAGUGCAAGCACAACUGUUUCUGUGCCAUGGUAAACAGGGAUUAUGUUAGCUGGUUAUUAUCUGUAUCUAUCCAGCUAACAUGUAGGCCAAGUGUGGUCAUGUGACAAAAGUAUAACAGAGCAUGCAGGUCACUGUCUUUUUGGAUAUAAGGGGUAUCCAGAGAUAUGAACAACUUAGUCACUAAUUUAAAUAUACAUUUUACCAUUUUGUUACAGUAUAAUUACUGAUGUUAGUAUUCAUUUUGUCUAUUAUGCCCUAUAAUGUCUGUUAUUAGUUUUAAUAUAAUUUCUCCCAUUCUCCAUUUACCUCUGGAAGAUCUGAAAAUGUAUACUGUUCUAUUUUAUGUAUCCAAAUGCAAUGUAAAAAUUUACACUCCAAAAAUGGUUAUUCAGAUUUUUUUGGAAGAGUUGUUUACGAUCAGUUCAUGUGCCUUAUUUAACACUACCUGUUUUUGAAUUAAUUUGUUCUAUUCCAUUUUUAUGUGAUUUACAGCUCUAAAAUUGGGUUUCUGUACAAGGGUUUCUAUAGCAUUUUUAUUUAUUUUAUUUUAUUUUAUUUUUACGCAAUAGCAAAGGAAGUUCUUAAAAUUCUUUAACCGUCCAGUGUUCAUGACAUACCAAAAUAAAUUCAUUCUUAAGCAUC
Messenger RNA from Cyprinus carpio (common carp), 3689 nucleotides. RefSeq names its product NXPE family member 3-like. Lineage: Eukaryota; Metazoa; Chordata; Actinopteri; Cypriniformes; Cyprinidae. The transcript has 9 exons. The record is from RefSeq and is a predicted model, not a curated record. The coding region runs from base 878 to 2620 and encodes 580 amino acids.